AUGUAUGAAAAUUGUUCAACAACAGUUCAAUGUGAAGCGGGAGACUGCGUGGGAUUCAUCGUACAGGCAGGCCUUCAUCAAGGGUCAGCCUUAAGCCCAUUCUUAUGCGCUCUGUUGCUGGAUGUAAUAACAGAAGAUCUGAGACAUAAAAUCCCCUGGACAAUACUGUAUGCAGAUGAUGGAUUUUUGUGUGCAACUGAUGAUGAAGAACUAAAUAUUAAAAAAGAGGGAUGGAGGAACUGUCUGGAGGAGAGAGGUCUGCAAAUAAAUAGAAUCAAGACUGUUGGAAUGCGCUGUGAAUCUGAUGAAGCAGAAAGAGAAAGAAAAGAUCUUGAGAUUGAUUUUCAUAAGUUUGAAGAGGCAGAAAGUUUUAAAUAUCUGGGGUCUGAUCCUAAAUACAUGAGACCUAGAUGA
Molecule: messenger RNA, 414 nt
Organism: Macrobrachium nipponense
Lineage: Eukaryota; Metazoa; Arthropoda; Malacostraca; Decapoda; Palaemonidae
Exons: 1
Coding region: 1-414 (137 amino acids)
Source: RefSeq, a predicted model, not a curated record